GCGCUCUGAUUGGUCGACAGUGACAACGUCACUUCUCCAGUUGACCGGGAAACCGGAAGCCAUGAAGGAGCCCGGCAGCUCUUAAAUUAAAGUCUCCAGCUUUCCUUCAGUCAGCUGCGUGGACAAAUACCGACUCUUCAAACUGCUGUGUGGACAAAUACCGACUCCCGAAAACUGCCGUGCGGACAAAAAGCGACUCCCGGAACCGAGAGAGACAGGAUAAUCGUGUUUAAUAGGCUUGAAGCAUCAUGACCCAACAAGCGGCCGCCUUGCAGACCUACAACAAUGAACUUGUCAAGUGCAUCGAGGACCUGUGCUCCAAGAGGGAUGAGCUGAACCGGCAGAUCAAGCAGGAGGAGGAGGAGAAGGAGCGCCUGGAGCACGACAUCCAUGUCCUGUCGGAGAAGCUGAGGAGGGUGAGCGAGAGCCUGUCGCAGAGGCAGGCGGCCCGAGCCACCUUCGACCGGACCAUCGCCGAGACCGAGGCGGCCUACACCAAGAUCCUGGAGAGCUCGCAGUCGCUGCUCAGCGUCCUGAAGCAGGAGGCGGGAAACCUCAGCAAAGCCACGGAGCCUCGCAGGAAGGAGCACUGACCCACCCCCUCCCCCUCCCGUGACCCCUGACCUCCCCAGGAAGGAGCAGGUCGCACAGCCACAGACCUCAAAUUGUAAUAUAUUUCAAUAAAUAGAUUCCUGUCAACACAGCAGCCACUUUCCUUCAAAUUUUUCUAUUUAUUGAGCUUUUAUUUUUACAAGUAUGACAUCACUUUCUUUUUUUUUUUACUUGCUCGGAUCAACGAUAACUUUACAGUAAGCACAUCUGCGAUGUAGAUUUACAGACGAGGGGAGAAACAAAAAAAAAAAAAAAAAGAUGGAGCUUCUACCACAGAUUUGCUACAGUGUGAGCGGACGGAGGACGUCUUCUCCGCGUCACACCUCUGACGUCCGCGCGUCGAGAGGCCGGCGGGUCAAGU
This is a messenger RNA of Salarias fasciatus (jewelled blenny), 973 nucleotides long. RefSeq names its product Sjogren syndrome nuclear autoantigen 1 (gene ssna1). The coding region runs from base 249 to 593 and encodes 114 amino acids. The record is from RefSeq and is a predicted model, not a curated record. Lineage: Eukaryota; Metazoa; Chordata; Actinopteri; Blenniiformes; Blenniidae. The transcript has 3 exons. Gene Ontology annotation, biological process: axon extension. Gene Ontology annotation, cellular component: ciliary basal body; centrosome; axon.